AUAAACACGGCUAGCAUAGCAUGCUAGGUCACUAGCUGCGUUAGCGAUGGUGCAACAAGACUCGAUGAGGUCCCUUUUCAUUUAGUUCUGCGAUAUUAAAGAGCUAGUCAGUUGUGCUGUACUGUAUCUAUGCGCCCGAAAAUUAAAGGCAAGAAAACACUGAUCAUGACCUUAGCUCGGAUACAGAAGAACAAAGUGUGAAGCUCCACUUGGUGAGUUCCCUUCCAGGCACAUCGGCCAAUGUCAGUCUGACCUCGAGACCUCUGCUCUCAACUAGCAUGAAAAUGGCUAACUCUGAAAAGGCAGAGGGAUUUGUGGAUGCUGAAAGCCUCACGGAAUGCCUUGACAACACAGAAGCCGCCGUCAACGCCUCCCUCCAAGAAGACCAGGACGCAAUCCUCAAAACAGAGACCACGACCACCACCAGCUCACCGACGAGGGACAAGGAACUGGACAGCGCCUCCCAGACGGAGGGCGAGCCGGGCCUGCUCUCCAUGCCCUGCCUUAUGAAGGAGCUCCGCAGGGACUCCCCGGAGUCCCAGCCGGCCUCCACCGGGAGCGACAAACCGGCCUCCCGCCAUGUUUACGAGAGCGACUCCUCCAAUCCCUGCAUGCUCUCCCCAUCCUCCAGCGGCCACCUGGCUGACUCAGACACUCUCUCCUCGGGGGAGGACAGUACCGACUCCCGAGUGCCCAACCAGGGAGAAGGCAACAUGGAGACCGGUGCGGAUCCAGCGCCGACCGGAGAAGGGAAAGCACGGCCAGUGUUGGUCGGGGGGAGGAAGUCUCGGCGAACACGCUCAGAGAGUGAGAUGCCCAGCAACGCCAUGGCGGCCAAAAAGAACCGCUGCCAGCACAUGGGGGCCGCGGUGGGCGGAGUGCCAGAGAAGCAGACCAACGGAAAGCUGUCCAAGGUGAAGGGUCACCGCAGCCAGAAGCACAAGGAGCGCAUGCGCCUCCUCAGGCAGAAGAGGGAGGCGGCGGCGAGGAAGAAGUACAACCUGCUGCAGGACAGCAGUACGAGUGACAGCGAGCUCACGUGCGACUCAAGCACCAGCUCCUCUGAGGACGAGGAUGACGACACCUCGGGGGGGAGCAAGACUAUCAACACAGACAUCCCAGACGGUCCAGCAGUAGUGGGUCACUAUGAUAUUUCAGACACUGAUUCUAACCGGGAGAGUAUGAGUGUGGAGACAGUCCGAGCCACGGUGAUAAAGAGUGAGCUAAAAGCACACAGAGGCCAGGAUAAGGCAGCACACUCUGGAUGUAUAAAAGCACGGGGCAUCCUCGCAGGACGCGUGGAGACCGGACUCUCCGACAGGGAGAGAGCGCGGCGCCAGGGCCAGAUUAACAUCGCGUCCUCAGACAGCGAAGUGGAAAUAGUGGGAGUGCAGGAAAACACACGGUAAAGAAAGCAUCCACUGGGUGUGCCCAUCCUUGUGGCGGAGUGAUCAAGAGUUUGUCUUCGUGGAAGUGCAAACCGACGGAGCAGCUAAACACCAGGCAGCCCCCGCUGUGGACGUCGGCCUCCACACAGCCCCCCUGUGUGUCCCCUCCUGAGGUGGUGGACCUCACGCUGGACGAAGACACUGGACACAAAUACUUACUAUGAAGGACGGUCCAUAUACUAAAGACAACCUACCGUUUGGUUCUUCCUCCCUCAAUCCUUCAUCAUCUGGCCUACACCUUAUAACCUUCAUAGUUACUCACACCUGCUGUGACUGAGGUCUUUCUUGUCCAUUUCCUUUCUGUUUUAAAGUAUUAUUUGUAACCAACUGUUGGAGAUGUGCGUGUGAAAAGGACUCUACUGAAUGGAUUUCACAACCAUUGUUUUUACACUAAUAAUCAGUAGAUUACCCCCCCAUCCCAUUGGAGACUAGCCGUAAGUAUGCUUGAUUAAGCAAUGAAGCUGUUGACUAAGAGUAGGCCAGUAUGCAUGGCGUCUGAUCAGUGGUACAACAGGUGUACGCAUAUAAACCAUACACAUCUAAAGACUGGGUUUGCAGUGUCUUAGUUUAUCAAUGGCAGCUCAAACAGUUCCCUUUUGCAAGGAAUAGAACAUAAAUGGAUGGCUGUUGGCUUUGUCUGUCGAAGUGUAAUAUUUUGAGUUUUGGUCGUAUCACUGGCUCUUCACUUAGUUCACGCUGCAUCAAUAUGCAUACCUUUGGGCUUUUGAUGCUGUUAUGGGCUGUCUUUUCUGUUAUUUUAUGAUGCUUUGUUUGUUAGUGUUAAAACAAAUGUAUUUUAUCUUAAUUUUGAAAUGGAACAAUAGAAAAACAAACCACUGAUCAAAAUUGCCAUCAGAGGACACAUGAGACUCGGGUGAUACCAUGAACCAGGUUCCCACAACCUCUGCUUCAGUGUGUAAGCUCUUUGAUGGAGAUAAUCUGAGAUGUUUGCCAGGUGAUGUGGUUUUGGUGAAUGUAGGACUCACUACACUGUACUGCUUCACUUAAGCCUAUAUUGUGUGAAUGAAAAAUUCCAACAUUUUUGAGAAAAUUCUAUUAUUUUUUGGAAACUGAAGAAAUCGAUCUGACAUUGAAUAUUGCAAAACCCGGACGGCCUGAAAUGUGCACUAUUUUGUUUUACUCGUAUAAAGCCUAUUUAUUAGUUGCAAAAUGUUUUUGCUACUUCAACAGCAUAUUUUAUUAAUAUAUGUGAAUUGAUAGUGAAUAAAUAUCAAGCUGAGGAGUUUUGCCUCCACAUUUGAGGGGCUUAUUAGAGUCUAACUUGGGUAUAUACAGUUGUUAGCCCUCAUGCUCGGGCCAGCUUGCUCUUCUUCCUCUGGUCCAGCUGUUUUCUGAUCAUGUACCGCUGCCCUUCGUAGACUGCAGCCACUACAGUUUAUCAUUUAGUUUUAUCCAACAUUUACUACCAUUACUACUCUCUUGCGCCACCCCAGAUUGGUUAUAUGCCACCGUUUCACAUCACAUCUCCUUCUGCACGAGGAAUACAACGUCUUGUUCAGUUUCUUCUAGUUACAGACCAGGAACUAAACCAAAGAAUACAUAUAUUUUAGAUCUCAGACUCUUUUAUUUGAAAGCGGAGGGGGGGGUAUCAGCUACAAGCGCCUGCCGUCCAUAUGGGCAGGUGGGGCAGCGAACUACUUGCAAAAGCAUGCUCCCAAAAACAAUAUCCUCAGUAAAUAAUUGCUCCAUGUCUAUAUUGAAUAAUGUGAUUGUCUCAUUAACUACCUAUAGUUUCUGUAGGCUUUCCAACUAUUAUUGAUCUGUUGACAUCAAAUUGGAUGGAUGAUGGUGGCGAUUCUAGUUGAGUUUAAUGUGUCAGGCAAUGUUGGGGAAGGGCAGCUCAUCGAUCACGUUCUUCCGUAUGUUUAUCGCAUAACCCUGCAGGCUUCAAUAAGGAAUUCAAACCGCGCUAAAAGACGCCUAUAUGGUCGUUAAGUAGUCUGCCCCAUGGUCAUAUUCUAGAACUGUUGUUUUAACUUCCGCCAGUAUCUUUCGUUUCUUUAUCAGAUGCAGAUAUUGCGAGGGUGUUGCCCCUGUGAUUAACAGUGUUGAGUUUCUGUUGAAAAAACAAACAUUUGAGAGGUUAAAAUUGGAAGAGAAUUAAUUUUUAAAUCGUCCACUGCUUUACUUCGGUUAAUAAGACUAAACCUGCGUUUUACGUUUCCCAGUGCUCAACUCAGCCAUUUACUUUUUUAUAAUUCUUUCUGCUUAGCCAGUUUUCUCAAUUUCCUGACAAAACGACAUGCUCUCACUUCUGCCCAUCAGGCUAUUUCCCCAUGUGUUUAUUAAAUAAAGUUAUCAAUAUACAAUAUUCCCCUGUAGCUCUAGGGCUUGUGGUUGGGAAGAUACUGCAGUGAUGCUUUGCUAAAGUUGCACAUAGCAUGCUUUGUCACAUGUGUAACCUCAAUUACUAUCCUCACUACCGGUUCUUGUCAUUUCGUUACUUCCGAUUGAUUUCAGUGUUUUGUCAAUGUUUUAAAUUAACAUAAAAGAGUGUUGAUACUUUGUUGCUUUUGCAAGACCAUGACAUUGUUGAAAAUGUUAUCUGUAGAACAAAAGCGAACUAUUUUAAAAAUGUAAUAAAUAGAAUAUUAUUUAUAA
This is a messenger RNA of Gadus morhua (Atlantic cod), 4070 nucleotides long. It is a transcript of the gene ark2n, whose product is annotated as arkadia (rnf111) N-terminal like PKA signaling regulator 2n. The coding region runs from base 279 to 1409 and encodes 376 amino acids. The record is from RefSeq and is a predicted model, not a curated record. NCBI's taxonomy places the organism in Eukaryota, Metazoa, Chordata, Actinopteri, Gadiformes, Gadidae. The transcript has 5 exons.